Messenger RNA from Sclerotinia trifoliorum, 2665 nucleotides. Lineage: Eukaryota; Fungi; Ascomycota; Leotiomycetes; Helotiales; Sclerotiniaceae. The record is from the annotation of a GenBank genome assembly.
AAAAAUCCCCCCCAAAAAUUAAAGAAAAAGAUUAAAACAACAAUUGAUUCGAAUUGAUAAAAAUUGCAGACCCAGCCUUUCCAUUUCCACUUGCUUACAGGACGGGAAUUCGGGAAUUUUGACCAAGUACGGCGGACCGACUAAACUACAAGUUGCCAACCGGGGAACGCAGAGAACGCACUGUACUUGUCCUGCAUUGUACAGGGCAUCCGCAUAAGGAAGCAUACCGAGGACGCAAGGGAAAAGGUUUAAAUACGGAGCUAUGGGCCUCUUUUCACGCAAAGAAAAGCAUUCUUCUUCGAACUCUUCAUCAUCACGAACAAAUUCCACACAAUUAACAGAAGUUCAAUCUUUUCGUUCCUCACAAUCAUCCCUUAAAUCGCCUUCCACUCCCGGUUUCUCGAGAAUGUCUAUCCCCAACAUACCAAAGAUCGCGUUACCCAAAGCACCAGAUCCAACUGUAGACCCAGCUGGAUAUUUGAGGAGUAUUGGUGCUGUGCGGGAAAGAUGCGGUAUCGUCUUGGAGAAGGCAAAGAAGAAUGAUUUGAAUCACUUCGAAGUUGAUAUGGGGAGGUUCAAAGACACUACAAAGUUUGUCGUCUCAAUAAUCAAGGUAUUUAUUCAUUUGCAUCUGCACUACACAGGUUUGCUAGAUCUGAUUCUAAUAUUUGUUGCCACUCCAGCGCGAUUUCGCACCCGAUUACAACACUAUUCCCCCACAUGGUCGCUGGCAACAUUUCAACGUAGGAGGCAUUGACAGAAUUGCAGAACUCCUAGCGAGCUGGCCAAGUCAAGUUGAUCCUUCCGAGCAAUGUCGCCGAAUCCUAGAUCUCUUCCUCGUAUCUGUAUUGCUCGAUGCUGGUGCUGGUACCUCAUGGAAAUAUAAGAGUGUAGAGAACGGACGCACAUAUAGAAGGAGUGAAGGCUUGGCAAUUGCUAGUUUGGAGAUGUUCAAGGCGGGUACUUUCAGUAGUGAUCCAGAACAACCACACCAGGUUGAUGCCGAUGGAUUGUGCAGAUUGACAGUGGAGAUUAUGAGUUCAGGUCUACAGGUCACCGAACAAAAUCCGAUUGCUGGUUUGGCAGGAAGAACUGGCUUACUGGUUAAACUGGCCAAAGCCUUGCGAAAUCCUUCCUUGUUUGGUGCAGAUGCCAGACCUGGAAAUAUGCUAGGUAAGUCUUUACAACGUUUAGGAGUACUUUAGUCUAACAUUCACAGAUUACCUUAUCUCUCAUCCUUCCACACAAGCCGCAUCCGUACCAAUCGUUCCUUUACCUACCUUGUGGAGUGUCUUGAUAGAUGGUCUUGCACCAAUCUGGCCAGCCUCGCGCACAGAAGUUGACGGCACAUCUAUCGGCGACGCAUGGCAUUUAAGCACUAUGCCCGCAGAUGCUGCAACCCCUCUGUGGGAGACAAUUGUUCCCUUCCACAAGCUCUCUCAAUGGCUUUGCUACUCUCUUAUGCAACCAAUGACUAAACUCAUGAAUAUCCAUUUCGCCGGAGCUGAAUUAUUAACUGGUUUACCCGAAUAUCGAAAUGGUGGUCUGUUCAUCGAUACUGGUGUAUUGACACUAAGAAGAGACGACACGAAAAGAGGACUAGAAGCAUUCCAUCGAAAUGCAGAGAGAGAAGGCAAACCAAGCUUGGAAGUCGUCCCAAUGUUCACACCAGAUGAUGAUGUAAUCGUUGAGUGGAGAGCUGUGACUGUUGGGUUUCUAGACCUGUUAGUAGACGAAGUCAAUGCCAGUCUAGGACUUUUUGGUCAAGAUAAACUGUCACUACCACAAAUGUUGGAGGCUGGAAGUUGGAAGGUAUGUUACAUCCAUUUCUCGCGUGUAGUACACCAAAUACUAAUUAAACAAAUAGGGAGGUAGAGAAAUGGCCGAAAUCUCGCGACCAAAUACUCAAUGUCCACCCAUUGCCAUCCUCAGUGACGGAACAGUCUUCUAAUUCUUUCGUCGAUUCACUUCUUACUCGCCUUGCCCUUUUUCGCAUGCACUACUUAUUUUCAAACUACUGGCUAGGGUUUACGACGAAAUGAAAAAUGACAUAUGCGAGCUGUUUACCUUCUAUGCUUCUAUGCUUCUUCGUUCUGUCUGCUUUGCUUGCACUUGCCCUUGCACUGCACAGACGAGAACUCAUUGGAAGGAUAUUCGGACUACGCCUAGAUACCCUUUUGCGAUUGCGCUGCCUGCGAUGCCUGCUUGCGAGCGAGAUCUUAACUUCGGUUUACUACUACUUGGCUAUUUGGUUUGCCUAAAUACUUUUUUACAAUACAUUACAUAAGAUUCAAAGGCACAUAUUGGGUGGAGGAACGGACAUGGCAAAUGAUUGAGGGAUGAUUUGGAUGGGUGGAUAGGAAAAUUCUGGACCAAAGACUGUGUGAUUAGGGACGGUGGCGGUGGUAUUCUGGAUCAUCUUUCUAGGUCAUUGUGUUAUUGAGCUGUAGGUUUGGGUGGAUGGAUGGAUGUUUUGGUCGGACUGGAGCGGUGAUUGUACUAUUUGGAUGUCUAUGGAAUGAGAGAUCGGGCUGAACAGAUGGACGGGUGUUUUGGCCUGCAUUAUGCGUCGCGAUGGCUAACCAAACAUAAUUGGGAAAUAGCUCCAGCCCUACAUGGGCAUGGAAGAGAAUAAUUGAAUAUCUGAUAAAUACUUGUUUCUUUU